CGACGCUCACCACCGCGCUUCACUCCAUCCCGCGAUAGAUCCUAUCGCGACUCUGAUAACUGGCGAUUUGGUGACGGUCGGAGGCCAGACUCGAACUCGCGACCGUACAAUGAUGACCGCCGUGGAGGGGGCGGCGACUCAUACCGGCCGCACGUCCCUCAGGGCGACUUCACUUUCCGCAUGGACAAGCCAGCUGGCAUCUCCGACUACGUGCCCAACGGCCAGCCGCCACACAGGCGCCCGCCGCGAAGAGAUGGCCGAGGAGGUGGACGUGGAGGCGGCCCUCGCAGGGGCGGCAGGCCUCGCUGGCAGCCACCCCACCCCUCUGAACGAGCCUUGAUAUCGGGCGUCGCCACAGGCCUCCCCGAAGAGAGUGUGCAUACUGGCGAAGGCGCAAAGUUUCGCGAUCUGGACGAGCUGUCGGAUGAUGACGAGCUUGAAAUGGAUAUAUCGUCUCGAUCAUCCGUGUCUGAUACCGAGGAGCCCUCCAAGAAGCGGGUGCGCACUGCCGUAGCCGACGAGUCUGCCAAUGCGGCCCCCAAGUGGUCCAAUCCAGACCCGUAUACAGCGCUGCCGUGCCCAGACGAGGCUACACGCAAGAAGCGGGAUGUUGUGAAACUCAUUCGCAAGGCUAGAGUGGAGGACAAUGCAAACAAGCCCCUCGUAUCCACAGAAGCUGAAGAUUUCCUUUCAUUUGACCUUAGUGACGAAGAGGGUGAGGAUGAAAGUGAUAUCAAAGUUAUUCAAGCCUCAGAGUUACAGCCGCCGCCGCCACCGCCUAGUGAAUUACCACCCCCACCACCAGCUUCUGGAAACUAUAGCAACAACAACAUUGAACCUUUGGGCAGAGGCAUCCACUCUCUUCCAAACAAACCAGCUGCACCGCAAGACAGAUCAGAUCCUCUUGGUUCUCGCAAGCGCACCCACGACGACGAGAUUAUCCAACCACCAAAUUACAAGCAGUUCAAGAAACCCAACAUGAGACCUUCAAAAGGAACUCUGGUGCCAAACUGGACACCGAAACCAAAUGAAGAGCCUUGCCCAUGGGCAAAUAUCGACCACUCUGCAACGACCAAUAUGGCUUUUCGACUGCACAAAGAAAUCAUGGACUUCUAUGAGUUCGUCAAGCCAUGCGACUUUGAGCAGACGAUUCGCAACAGUCUGGUUGAGAACCUGAAAAAGGCCAUGAAGAGAGACGACAGAAAUUUUGCCAACGCCGAGCUUUUCCCAUUUGGUUCAUUCAUGUCUGGGCUGUAUCUUCCAACGGCUGACAUGGAUUUGGUCGUUUGCUCUCCCAGCUUCAUGCGCGGCGGCCCGCCUACCUUCAUGAGCGCCAAGAGCUGGCUGUAUAAGUUUCGAAAGCUUUUGGUUGCUCAACGAAUUGCAGAGCAAGACUCGAUCGAGGUUAUUGCCCACGCUCGAAUCCCGCUGGUGAAAUUCAUUGACAGGGCGACUGGGCUGAGAGUGGAUGUGUCGUUUGAAAACCUCGGCGGGGUCAAGGCCAUUGACACUUUUUUGCGUUGGAAGAAGGAAUUUCCGGCAAUGCCUAUCCUUGUCACUGUGAUUAAGCAUUUUCUUCUGAUGAGAGGCUUGAAUGAACCUGUCAACGGAGGCUUGGGAGGAUUCUCAGUCAUUUGCUUGGUCGUCAGCAUGCUUCAGCUCAUGCCGCAAGUCCAGAGCCGCAGCCUUAUCCCGGAGCAUCAUCUUGGAGAGAUGCUCCUUGAAUUUUUUGAGCUUUACGGACGGAACUUUGACUAUGAAGUGAAUGCCAUUUCGCUUACUAGCCCUAUUGGAUAUAUCCGCAAGAGCCAAGUAUCAAGCUUUACAUACAAGAAGACGGAUCGUCUCUCAAUCAUUGAUCCAAACAACCCUGCUAAUGAUAUCUCUGGCUCUUCAUCAAAUACAGAAGGCGUUCUGUCUCGCUUCUUUGAUGCUUACCUCACUCUACGAGAGCGUAUGCAACAAGUUGCUAGCGAUCCUAAUUGUGGUGGCAUUCUUGAUGUGCUGUUCAAGGGCGAUUACUCCUCCUUUAGGAUGCAGCGGACAUUUCUCCAGCAUAUCCACGAGAAG
Messenger RNA from Trichoderma atroviride IMI 206040, 2070 nucleotides. RefSeq lists its product as uncharacterized. NCBI's taxonomy places the organism in Eukaryota, Fungi, Ascomycota, Sordariomycetes, Hypocreales, Hypocreaceae. Gene Ontology annotation, biological process: RNA 3'-end processing. The record is from RefSeq and is a predicted model, not a curated record. Gene Ontology annotation, molecular function: poly(A) RNA polymerase activity; mRNA binding. Gene Ontology annotation, cellular component: TRAMP complex; nucleolus.